Indicator indicator is the source of this 1791-nucleotide messenger RNA. It is a transcript of the gene LRRTM3, whose product is annotated as leucine rich repeat transmembrane neuronal 3. The coding region runs from base 1 to 1791 and encodes 596 amino acids. Gene Ontology annotation, molecular function: protein binding. The transcript is spliced from 2 exons. Lineage: Eukaryota; Metazoa; Chordata; Aves; Piciformes; Indicatoridae. Gene Ontology annotation, cellular component: plasma membrane. The record is from RefSeq and is a predicted model, not a curated record.
AUGACUGAUGUGUGGGGGGAUAACUUUUCUAAGUUGUUUUUAUUUCCAGGUUUCAAUGUAAUUAGGCUACUGAGCGGAUCAGCUGUAGCUCUGGUAAUAGCCCCUACUGUAUUACUGACAAUGCUUUCUUCUGCUGAACGAGGAUGCCCUAAGGGCUGUAGGUGUGAAGGCAAAAUGGUAUAUUGUGAAUCUCAGAAAUUGCAGGAGAUUCCCUCAAGUAUAUCUGCUGGUUGUUUAGGUUUGUCCCUUCGAUAUAACAGCCUCCAAAAACUAAAAUACAAUCAAUUUAAAGGUCUUAAUCAACUCACCUGGCUCUAUUUAGACCAUAACCACAUCAGCAAUAUUGAUGAAAAUGCUUUCAGUGGAAUACGCAGACUAAAAGAGUUGAUCCUGAGUUCCAACAGAAUCUCCUAUUUUCUUAAUAAUACCUUCAGACCUGUGACAAACCUCCGGAAUUUGGAUCUGUCAUACAAUCAGCUGCAGUCUCUGGGAUCUGAACAGUUCAGGGGCUUAAGGAAGCUGCUGAGUUUACAUUUGAGGUCCAAUUCCCUAAGAACAAUCCCUGUUCGAAUAUUUCAAGAUUGUAGGAACCUUGAACUGUUGGACCUGGGUUAUAAUCGCAUCCGAAGUUUAGCAAGGAAUGUCUUUGCAGGCAUGAUCAGACUGAAAGAGCUUCAUCUGGAGCACAAUCAAUUUUCUAAGCUCAACCUGGCACUUUUUCCAAGGCUAGUUAGCCUUCAAAACCUUUACUUACAGUGGAAUAAAAUCAGUGUGAUAGGACAAACUAUGUCCUGGACCUGGAGCUCAUUACAAAGACUUGAUUUAUCUGGCAAUGAAAUAGAGGCUUUCAGUGGACCUAGUGUUUUUCAGUGUGUGCCCAAUUUACAGCGCCUCAACCUGGAUUCAAACAAGCUCACGUUUAUUGGUCAAGAAAUUUUGGAUUCUUGGAUAUCCCUCAAUGACAUCAGCCUUGCUGGGAAUAUAUGGGAAUGCAGCAGAAACAUUUGCUCUCUGGUAAACUGGCUUAAAAGUUUUAAAGGGCUGAGGGAAAAUACAAUUAUUUGUGCCAGCCCCAAAGAGCUGCAAGGAGUGAAUGUUAUUGAUGCAGUGAAAAAUUACAGCAUCUGUGGCAAAAGCACCACAGAAAGGUUCGAAUUAGCACGAGCUCUCCCAAAGCCUACAUUUAAACCGAAACUCACCAGGCCUAAACAUGACAGCAAGCCCCCUCUGCCCCCAACUAUUGGAGCCACUGAAUCAAGCUCUGAACCUGAGCACGACACAGAACACAUCUCCUUCCAUAAAAUCAUAGCAGGCAGCGUGGCCCUUUUCUUGUCUGUGCUUGUGAUCCUGCUGGUAAUCUAUGUGUCAUGGAAGCGUUACCCAGCCAGCAUGAAGCAGCUGCAGCAGCGCUCUCUCAUGCGAAGGCAAAGGAAAAAGAAAAGACAGUCGCUGAAGCAAAUGACUCCAAGCACACAGGAAUUUUAUGUAGAUUACAAACCUACCAACACUGAAACCAGUGAGAUGCUGCUGAAUGGAACAGGACCCUGCACGUAUAACAAAUCAGGCUCCAGGGAAUGCGAGAUACCGCUGUCUAUGAAUGUGUCAACAUUUCUUGCCUAUGACCAGCCCACGAUAAGUUACUGUGGAGUGCAUCAUGAACUGCUUGCUCACAAGCCCUAUGACUCAAAUAACCAGGAAGAAACUAUGGAAACACACCUAGAGACUGAUCUGGAUCUGAGCACAAUAACAACAGCGGCGCGAAUCAAGGAACACAGUCAGCAUCUGGCUUAA